CGGACGACGAAUGAGGUGAGGGACGCCGGAGAAAUAGACCUCUUCGUCUCCCUUCUUUUUCUUCGUUGCGCACUCCCAUGGUCUCACCCUAUUUUUCUCGCAGCAUAUAUAAGCCGGCUCCUUUUUGGAGCGUAGGAAAACCUGAUAUGGGAAAAUUUUCGUCCAGCUCUUUUGCACGAUGGAAUUCACGUUUGUUCAUGAUUUCUGAGUUUUAAAUCUGAUUGUGGUUGUUUUCUUGCUCGGAUUUCGAAGCAAAUACCAUCUCUAGGCUUGGAUUUGGUGUUUCUAAGAAGAAUGACGGCCAAAAAAAUCUCAGAAUCGAGAUGUUGGUUCGCGGCUUUACUGUUCACUUUCGCAAAUUGAUUUUUGUUCUUUAAUCAAGCUGGUGCAAUAGAUUGGGGUUUCUUUUGUUUUGUUUGGGCUAUUUAACCGGAGGCGGUACCUCUUUAGCUUUCGUGAUGUAGGUAGUACCCUGUCCUCGUCGGUUUUUAUCCCAACCUGCGAUUUGGGGAAAAUUUUGACUGCGGUUCUUAUGGCCGGCAAGAAACAGGGUAAAGGUGUGGCUACACCAUCUGUGAACACCAGGUCUCGGGCUGCUGUUGGUUUCAAUGCGUUAGAUGGCUUGGACGAUAACUUCCCUGCACUACAUGGUGGUGGGAAGUCUGGGAAGCAGACUGUGGACACUAUGGCAGACCCUGGGAUGUGCUCUGACUCUGCCAAGGAGCUGUUGGAACCUGAGGAUGUGUUGCUUAGCUUUGGGAAGCAGAGGAAUGCAACUAAACCUGCUGCUCCUGCUGCUGAUCCUGGAGCUGGGGAUAUUUCUGUUAAGCAGCUAGCAUUUAAGGCAGCUCCAACUGCACAAAAAUAUUUAUUCUUAUAUGCCUUUACCACUAAAUUGGCUCUGCUAACCAUUUAGUUGUUAUUACAAAAGGCAAAUAGUUGUUAUGUCUUGGACUAAUGCAGAGGGUAGUUGUUCCAUUUAAUGUAUGCAUUACUGAGUUUUUAUUUUGCACCAAAACUAUUCGAUGAAAUGUCUAUGUGGAAAAAAUCUCCUUGUUUUA
Molecule: messenger RNA, 1061 nt
Organism: Cuscuta europaea
Lineage: Eukaryota; Viridiplantae; Streptophyta; Magnoliopsida; Solanales; Convolvulaceae
Source: the annotation of a GenBank genome assembly